CUUUGUAAAGGAGACGCCAUUUUGGAAGCGUCACUUUGGCGGCGUGUAGGAUAGCAAAAUUUUACCCAGAAAUACCACCAAGAAAGUUGUCUUAUUGUUGUGUUUACGUGUAAUAUGUCGUAUCAGUCUAGUGUAGCUCAAGAUAGCUUGGCUGCUGCACAAUUAGAGAUGGCCGGUAACCCCAACGCGUUGGCUCUUCGUCGGCCAUUCGACCCUGUGGCUCACGAUUUGGAGGCAAGCUUUCGACUGACGCGGUUUGCCGAUCUAAAAGGAAGAAGCUGCAAAGUACCGCAAGAUGUGUUGGGAAAACUUGUGGAAUCCCUGCAGCAGGACUACUCUCAGGAGCAGGACCAGUUUAUGCAUGUGGCGAUCCCGCGCAUCGGCAUCGGCUUGGAUUGUUCGGUGACGCCGCUUCGCCACGGCGGCCUAUGUUUGGUGCAAACAACUGACUUUUUUUACCCCUUAGUGGAUGACCCCUACAUGAUGGGGAAGAUAGCGUGUGCCAACGUGCUGAGUGAUUUGUAUGCAAUGGGAGUCACCGAGUGCGACAAUAUGCUAAUGUUGCUCGGCGUUUCCACUAAGAUGACUGAAAAGGAGCGAGACGUCGUCAUUCCCCUCAUAAUGCGCGGGUUCAAGGAUUCAGCUCUGGAAGCGGGCACUUCAGUGACUGGAGGUCAAACUGUCAUCAACCCGUGGUGCACUAUUGGAGGAGUGGCUACAACCAUCUGCCAGCCCAAUGAAUACAUUGUUCCUGAUAAUGCUGUAAUGGGAGAUGUCCUUGUGCUUACCAAACCCCUAGGAACCCAGGUAGCUGUGAAUGCUCACCAGUGGUUGGACCAACCUGAACGCUGGAAUCGCAUCAAGCUUGUGGUGUCUGAAGAAGAUGUCCGUAAAGCUUACCAUAGAGCCAUGGACUCUAUGAGCCGACUGAACCGCAUAGCUGCCAGGCUUAUGCACAAGUACAAUGCCCACGGAUCUACUGAUGUCACUGGAUUUGGACUGCUGGGACAUGCUCAGAACCUGGCUUCUCACCAAAAGAAUGAAGUAUCUUUUGUUAUUCAUAACUUGCCUGUGAUUGCCAAGAUGGCUGCUGUAGCCAAGGCCUGUGGCAACAUGUUCCAGCUCUUGCAAGGUCACGCCCCAGAGACCUCUGGAGGAUUGCUCAUCUGCUUGCCCCGAGAACAAGCUGCUGCUUACUGCAAAGACAUUGAGAAGCAGGAGGGGUACCAAGCCUGGAUCAUUGGGAUUGUGGAGAAGGGCAACCGUACUGCCCGCAUUAUUGACAAGCCCCGAGUCAUUGAAGUUCCAGCAAAGGAUUAAACUGCCACUUAUGAAAAUAGUUUUCAUAUCAUUUGUUUGUUUGACUUCAGGAUGAUAGGAAUGUAUAUCAAUGAUUUUAUUUCAAAGAGUAAAUUGUUACAUAGACUAUACUUAUGUACAACUUGAUUACAUACUUAUGUUAGCAUUUCUUUAAUUUUAAGACAGAUUUGUAUUGUGUUAAACUACAGUAACAGUUUUGCAGAUUAAGAGAAGACAAUUUAUUCAAGCAUCAUUGUAACUAAGCUUUUAGAACAUGAUCUAGUGACUAAUUUGGUGUUUAUAUUUUAGGUAAGAAUAUCACUAUUGAAAUUUAAGAUAAUUCCAUUAGGUAACUACUGAAACCUAACAUUUGUUUGCAGCUUGUUCUUGGGGACAUUUCUGUGAAUUGUGAGAUAAGUAUAAUUAUUAGAAUAAAGUUAUUUUUCAGUC
Plutella xylostella (diamondback moth) is the source of this 1749-nucleotide messenger RNA. RefSeq names its product inactive selenide, water dikinase (gene Sps1). Gene Ontology annotation, molecular function: selenide, water dikinase activity; ATP binding. Gene Ontology annotation, cellular component: cytoplasm. Gene Ontology annotation, biological process: L-selenocysteine biosynthetic process. NCBI's taxonomy places the organism in Eukaryota, Metazoa, Arthropoda, Insecta, Lepidoptera, Plutellidae. The record is from RefSeq and is a predicted model, not a curated record.